Dicentrarchus labrax (European seabass) is the source of this 1904-nucleotide messenger RNA. RefSeq names its product adenosine deaminase tRNA specific 1 (gene adat1). The record is from RefSeq and is a predicted model, not a curated record. The transcript has 9 exons. Gene Ontology annotation, molecular function: RNA binding; adenosine deaminase activity. Bases 148 to 1656 code for a protein of 502 amino acids. NCBI's taxonomy places the organism in Eukaryota, Metazoa, Chordata, Actinopteri, Moronidae. Gene Ontology annotation, biological process: RNA processing.
AAGUAACUUCUUCGGUUUCUCGAGAUACCUUCGAGCAGCGGUGCAGGACACUAACGUUAGCUAACCAAAGUAUUGUUUAUUUAUUCUUUAUGUGACACCGUGACUGUAAUAUAUAUAUAUUUACCGUUAGCUUAAAUAAUAUUUGUAAUGCCCGUCAGCCUCCACUCACACGUCCCUGCCCGGUUUAACAUGGUGAACGCGGAUGAAAUCGCCAGAUUGUGCUACGACCGUUUCAACCAACUUCCCCGGAGAGGGAAGCCUGAGCCGGGCAGAGAGUGGACCCUGCUGGCCGCUGUGGUGAAAAGCACCCGAUGUGCUGACUCUGACACAGUUGAAAAGGAGGUUGUUUCCCUGGGAACUGGGACCAAAUGUAUUGGAAGCACAGCUAUGAGUCCCAAUGGUGAUGUGCUUAAUGACAGCCACGCAGAAGUCAUUGCCAGACGGGGAUGUAUCAGGUACCUGAUCCAGGAGCUGCACACGGCCGUGAGUGGUGGGGACAGCUCGGUGUUUUGUCAGGCAGAUCAGCGAGGGAAAUGGAAGCUUCGGCCGGGUGUUUCCUUCCUCUUUUUUACCAGUCACACUCCCUGUGGUGACGCCUCCAUCAUCCCCAUGACUGACAGCCAGUCUCAGCCCUGCCCUCCUGUCACAUCUGUAAAGGCCUAUAAUGGGACUAAUGGAGGAGGAAACCUGAAAAGGAAAGCAGAGGAACCAAGUGAUGGGAAAAACACUAAACUGCCCCGUGUGGAGGAACAGGAGACAGCAGAGACACAGCUCGAGGACAGAGGAGAACCGAAACAAUCCUUCCUGCCAGAUUCAUCUAAAACCGAAGCUCCAUCACAGAGUCACUCCACAGAAACGCGUGUGGAAACUGUCUCCUCUGAUAGUCCUGGACUGCAUCCACAGGUCCCAGACAUUCACAGAACGGGGGCCAAGUGUGUCCCGGGUGGCCUGGCUGACUCUCUACAUCCCGGGGUGGGGUACCACAGCACGGGGCUGCUCCGGGUAAAGCCUGGGCGAGGAGAGCCGACUCUGUCCCUCUCCUGCAGUGAUAAGCUGGCCCGCUGGGGGGUGCUGGGCUUCCAGGGUGCACUGCUGUCCCACUACCUACAGGAGGCGCUGUACUUCAGCACGGUGGUUGUGGGGAAGUGUCCAUAUAGCCAAGAAGUUAUGCACAGAUCUCUGGUCACAAGGUGCUUCUGUGUAUCGGACCUCCCUGCUGGGUUCUCUGUGUGCCCACCUGUGUUGCUCCAGUCCAGCCUGGAGUUCCCCUUCAGCCAGGGCCAGACUGAGCUCCGACACCAGACCGGACAGGGACGUAUCUCCCCCUGUGGGGCAGCCAUCAGCUGGUGUAAUGUGACUGAGCAGCCACUAGAUGUCACUGCCAACGGCUACAAACAUGGAGUCACAAAGAAGGCCCUCGGCACAGCUAAAGCCAGGUCUCUUCUGUGUAAACUGGAGCUUUUCCAUUCCUUCUUGUCUCUGGCAUCAGCCACUGACCCUUCAGCACUUCCUGACUCUCUCAGGAGAACAGAGCUGCAGACUUACUGGGACUACAAGCAGGCGUCUCAGUCGUACCAGCAGGCCUGGCAGCAGCUACGCAGCCAGGCCUUCCCUCUGUGGCCACGCAGUGACAGAGAUCUCCUGCUCUUCCGCUGAAAGCCCGCUCUCUGCUGCUGAAAUGUCCUCGUGGAGGCUGAUGAAAAACUGCCUUUGUUGUAGCAAGAACUUGGAGGUCACAGGUCAAAAUAAAGGCUGGUAUGCAAGUAUUGCUUUUCAACAACAACUCCUCUGGAUGCAAGAGCCUGUGAAACUCACAUUUCAAAGAAAAGAUGUCAGUAACAUACUGGUGAAUAAUAUUGGAAAGUGUUUAUCGUGUCACACUUUCAAUAAAAGGACUAAUCUGA